This is a messenger RNA of Helianthus annuus (common sunflower), 1251 nucleotides long. RefSeq lists its product as uncharacterized. NCBI's taxonomy places the organism in Eukaryota, Viridiplantae, Streptophyta, Magnoliopsida, Asterales, Asteraceae. The transcript has 2 exons. The record is from RefSeq and is a predicted model, not a curated record. The coding region runs from base 1 to 1251 and encodes 416 amino acids.
AUGUCAAAAGGUUCUAAGGGAAAGAAAGCGAUUGACUCCAAGUGGGUAUACAAAGUUAAGUACAAGCCGAAUGGAGACAUUGAAAGAUACAAAGCUGGCUUAGUUGCCAAAGGUUUUACUCAGAUGGAGGGGAUCGAUUUCCAUGACACCUUUGCCCCUGUUGCAAAGUUGGUUACGGUUCGAACCAUUUUGGCGGUUGCGGUUAAAAGAAAUGAAAAGGGGUUUAGACAGUCUAAGGCAGAUCACUCCUUGUUCGUUUUUAGAAAUGGAGGAAGGUAUAUUGCCGUUUUGAUAUACGUCGAUGAUGUCAUUUUGGUUGGAAAUGAUGCCACAAAAAUAAAUGAAACAAAGCGAUUUUUGAAUGAACAUUUCAGUAUAAAAGAUCUUGGAAGCCUCAAGUAUUUCUUGGGUAUCGAGGUUGCUCGAACGGAAGAAGGGAUGGUUCUUAGCCAAAGAAAAUACACCCUUAACAUUCUUGAAGACGCCGGGAUGCUCGGUUGUCGGCCUAGCCCCCUGCCCAUGGAACAAAAUUUAAAGUUGCAAAAUGGAGAGGAAGAAGACCGAAUUGAUGCAAGUCAUUAUCGGCGUCUUGUUGGAAGACUACUUUAUCUUCAGGCAACUCGCGCCGACAUUGCCCAUUCGGUUAGCAUUUUGAGCCAAUUCGUGUCAGACCCUAGACAGAGCCAUCUCGAUGCUGCUACUAGAGUGGUUCGGUACCUGAAGGCCACGGCUGGUCAGGGCAUUCUUUUACCAAAGAAAGGGGGAAACGACUUGGUCGCAUACACUGAUUCAGAUUGGCUAGGUUGUCCCAUUACUAGACGAUCAAGAACCAGAUACCUUCUUAUUCUUGGAGGUGCUCCCGUUUCUUGGAAGUCCAAAAAGCAAUCCGUUGUGUCCCGAUCGUCUGCCGAGGCAGAGUAUAGGGCCAUGGCUACCACCGUCAGUGAAGUUCUUUGGAUGAGAUGGCUCCUUAAGGAUCUUGACACUACCCAAGUAAAGCCGACCGCAAUUUUCCAUGAGAAUCUUGCAGUCAAACACAUUGCCAACAAUCCCGUCUUCCACGAACAAACUAAACAUGUUGAAAUGGAUUGUUAUUUCGUUCGUGAACGAGUAGAGUCAAAAGAGGUGGAGCCGUUUCAUGUCAACACUAAACUUCAAGUGGCAGAUUUGUUCACCAAAGCUCUCGGAUCGAAACAGUUGCAGGGUUUACUUGUCAAGCUGGGUGUUCGAAAUCUUCACGCUCCAACUUGA